UGAAUCUCAUUUUUAUGAUUGAACCGAAUGCUCCUCGUGCCUUCGUGCAUUUGCCUGUUAUCCAACUCAUAGCCAAGCGGAACCGAGUUGUCGUAUAACAUCUGGGAUUGAGACAUUCGCUCCUUCACAACACAAGCAGCAAAUUGUUUCAUUUUUCGGUCAAGCCAAUAUCCACAACACGAGCUAUAAUGAUCGACAUCGAGAAUCCCUCCACACCUCCCACCAAAGCCAAACUAUCGCGAGAUGGACCUCCCCUCUCUCCGUCCCACACAGCCACAACGUUUCCGUCAGAUGGCUCACCUCCCACUGUUACCAUCGAUCACAAAGUAUCCAGAAGUUCACGAGGAGUGGGAGGAAGCCUUUUGUUGGGAAUGAGCAAACCUGUAUUUGCCUUGGUGGCAGCCACAGUAUUGGCCACGAGCGGUUCCGCCGCGUGGUUCUUCUCCGAAUGGCUCUCAAUACCAGGCUUGAAGGAGCAAGUCAGCGCUCUCGAGGUGGAAGUGACUCGGUUAGAGACUCAAGUGGUCCGAUUGGAACACCAAGUCAGUCGACUUUCCCAAGAAGUCGACGAUUUGGCCUUUGAGAACGAUCGUUAUUCGAUGCUCAAUGCACAGCUUAACGAAACGGCACAAGAAUACCAAAUACUAAACAACCAGCUGAAUGCUUCGACGACACGGCUCGAAAGUCUCAACGAGCAACUGGGCCAUUCCAACGGUUUAUUUGCCGAGCUCAACGCGGAACUGUCAAAUCAGAACCAAGUCUAUUCUUCUCUCAACCUGGAACUCAAUCAAACCCAGCUGGAGUUGUCUGCCCUCAACGACGAUCUACUCUCGGUCGUGACUUUUCUCAACGAGACGUCGACCAACCUUCAAGGGAAUCUGGAGAGCAUUGUCGACUUCUUGGCUGGACAAAUCGACGUCAAUCGAUUCUUGGUUCUAGAAACGCUAGAGAACACCUAUCAACAACGAACUCAAAGCUGGGACUGUGGCUUCCGAGACUUUUUCUUGACCGAGCCCUUCAUCCAGGACCCAACGGUAUCCAUCGGGUCCACUGAGCUUCCUUCAGUGCUUGACUUUAUCGAGAGCAGGCUUCUGACCGACCUUUGUCUGGACUUGGACGAUAUGCAACUCUAUCUUCAACAAACGUCAGGGAAAACCGAUUUGAGCGACCUCACUUCCAAUGAACUGAUACAAGGCACCUCGCGCUAUGUUACAUUAGUUAUGGAAUACUAUUUCGGAGGAAACUAUGGCGAUGACGGCGGCGUGAGCCCCGAGGAGUGGGGCGAAGCUUCCUACCAAUGUCAAAACCUGCAGCUCCCAUUUCUAUGGAGCUAGCUGCAUCCUGGGGUGCUUUUGGUUCUCACCGUGCCGUCGGGGACAUAUUCUUCAAUCUUCUAUGACAUUCCUGUCUGUACUAUUAAUAUUCUGUUUUAAUAAUUCCUCCACAAUUAGAACUUAUGUUUCAUGACCGUUUUCCUUCCUGAAUGUUGUGGCUCGAGGUGCGAGAGUUGCUCUCUCAAACG
This is a messenger RNA of Seminavis robusta, 1522 nucleotides long. Lineage: Eukaryota; Bacillariophyta; Bacillariophyceae; Naviculales; Naviculaceae. The record is from the annotation of a GenBank genome assembly.